Messenger RNA from Drosophila biarmipes, 1479 nucleotides. Its product is annotated as serine protease grass. Gene Ontology annotation, biological process: proteolysis. The coding region runs from base 20 to 868 and encodes 282 amino acids. The transcript has 4 exons. The record is from RefSeq and is a predicted model, not a curated record. Gene Ontology annotation, molecular function: serine-type endopeptidase activity. Lineage: Eukaryota; Metazoa; Arthropoda; Insecta; Diptera; Drosophilidae.
UUGAACCACCAGUCGCAAAAUGAAUACCGUGGUGGUCGGGUUUACGUGCCUACUUCUUCCUCUACUGGGAUCCGCUCAGUUCAUCGACAUGGCGUGUGGCAUUCGUGCUCCCAAUCCCAUUGGUGCCCGCAUCAAGAACGGAACGAUCGCUGGAUUGACAUCGAGUCCUUGGAUGGCUUUCCUGCACUCGACGACAGGAAGAUUCGUUUGCGGCGGAACUCUAAUUACCCACCGUCUGGUUCUGACUGCAGCUCAUUGCUUUCUCCCCAAUACCCAACUAAUUGCUCGUUUGGGAGAGUAUGAUAGAGAAGAAUAUGAAACGUGCCAUGGGAGUUACUGCACCUUUCGAACGGAAGCUAGAGUGGAGCGGGGCUUUCGGCACCGUCUUUUCGAUCCAGAAACGAUGGCCAACGACAUUGCCAUCCUGCGACUAAUCAGGAGAGUGGAGUACACAGAUAACAUCAGGCCCAUCUGCAUUGUUUGGGACACCAGGUGGAGGAACUACAUCAACUCCAUAGAUCCGGUGACCGGCACAGGAUGGGGUAAAACGGAGUCUGAUGGUGAUAGUGGAAAGCUCAUGACUGUGGACUUGGCACGUCAGCAACCGGAGAUCUGCCAGCGUUUCAUCUAUCGAGCUCUUACGAGUACCAUGUUUUGCGCGGGAAAUUGGGAUAGCAAUCUUUGCAAUGGUGAUUCCGGCGGUCCAGUGGGUGCAAUGGUUCCGUUUCAAAACUCCCAGCGGUUCAUCCAAAUUGGAAUCGCCAGUUUCACCAACACCCAGUGCUCCAAGGCCAGUGCUUUCACGGAUGUCCUCAGCUAUGUCGACUGGAUCCUUGCCGUGCAUAACUACCAUCGCAGCUAUCCUUAAACAGUUUCAACUCAAUGUUCUUAUCUACUUGAAGAAAAAAUGUAAUAUAUAUUUGUGCUGGGUUGGAACUAUAUUUAAAGCUCCACUUCUAUAUCUAACGUUGGCUCUCCAGAAUUUUGUGUAAUUUAAACUUUCCCAGCAAAUCGCUGGCCGCCCUGGCAUUGUCAUCAUGCAAAUGCUUGCCAUGCAUAUUUAAUGCGAAACUUCCUUUUUUAAGCUAAGGAAAUGUGCGGAAAAACUCGAGUUGGCAGUAAACACUUUUCACGAUCAGUGGGCCAUAUAAAAGAAGUCCUCCCCUUUGAAUGUCCGGGAGUGAAUGCAUUACGCUAAUUAAUUCUUGAUAUACGGCGGAGGAGCUGUGGCCAAAACGAGGCCACAAGCCUGCAAGUGGGCUGUAAAAAAGAGAAGCCAGCAAUAAAGGGGCAAAAAAAAACGCAAAAAAGGAGGAAAUAAAAGUGUGUAAAAAAAGGAGUAGUAUCUACAUUUGCUCCAGUUUUUUGUAAGUGUGCUGCGACUGUUUCCGCUGCUGAUGCUACCCGUAAAUUUGCAAGGCAAUUAAAAUUUAGCUGGCUUUAAAGCUGUGACAGAUGCCGCGGUAAAACUUUAAUGAC